This is a messenger RNA of Morone saxatilis (striped sea-bass), 2091 nucleotides long. RefSeq names its product kelch repeat and BTB (POZ) domain containing 2 (gene kbtbd2). Gene Ontology annotation, molecular function: protein binding. Lineage: Eukaryota; Metazoa; Chordata; Actinopteri; Moronidae. The record is from RefSeq and is a predicted model, not a curated record.
CCCCGUUUAUCCUUUUUAAAUCUUUAUUUUUUUUUCUCCUGGUUGGCUUGAGUCCGGUUCUGCCGGCCGUGAGACUUUUCAAAACUGGGGCGCGAUUCAUGGGAUGCAACCAUGUCGGAUCUCAGUGAGCGCAGGCCGGUCAACACGGACUACGCUGUCUCCCUGCUGGAGCAGCUCAAGUUCUUUUACGAACAGAAAUUACUGACUGACGUUGUGCUGCUGGUGGAGGACACGGAGUUCCCCUGUCACAAGAUGGUCCUGGCCACAUGUAGCUCCUAUUUCAGGGCGAUGUUCAUGAGUGGCCUCAGUGAGAGCAAACAGACCCACGUCCACCUGAGGAACGUGGACCCGGCCACCCUGCAGAUCAUCAUCACCUACGCCUACACGGGCAACCUGGCCAUCAGCGACAGCACCGUGGAGCCGCUCUACGAGACCGCCUGCUUCCUGCAGGUGGAGGACGUCCUGCUGCAGUGCAGAGACUAUCUGGUGAAGAAGAUAAACGCUGAGAACUGCGUCCGCAUGCUGAGCAUCGGCGACCUGUUCAGUUGCAGUGAGCUAAAGCAGAGCGCCAAGCGCAUGGUGGAGCACAAGUUCCCCGUGGUCUACCGGCAGGAGUCCUUCCUGCAGCUCUCCCACGAGCUGUUGAUAGACGUCCUGAGCAGCGACAACCUCAACGUGGAGAAGGAGGAGACGGUGCGCGAGGCGGCCAUGCUGUGGUUGGAGUAUAACAUGGAGGCGCGCUCGCAGCACCUGUCCUCCGUGCUCAGUCAGAUCCGCAUCGACGCGCUGUCUGAGGUGACGCAGCGCGCCUGGUUCCAAGGUCUGCCUCCCAACGACAAGUCCGUGGUGGUGCAGGGCCUCUACAAGUCCAUGCCCAAGUUCUUCAAACCCCGGUUAGGCAUGACGAAGGAGGAGAUGCUGAUCUUCAUGGAGGCCAUGUCAGAAACGCAACACGAGGGAUAUGUGAUGUCCGCGUCCUUGCCUUAUACGGUAGUGUGUUACAGCCCGCAGGCGGAGAAAGUGUACAAGCUCAGCAACCCCCCCGGAGACCUGCAGAAGGUGGGAACCCUCGUCACGCCAGACAACGACGUGUUCAUCGCCGGCGGGCAGAUCCCUCUCAAAAACACUAUCACCAACCACGGCAAGAGUGGAAAGUUACAGGCCGUCUUCCACUCGGUCGACAGCUUCUUCUGGUUCGACGCCCAGCAGAACGCGUGGGUGCCCAAAACCCCCAUGCUGUGCGCCCGAAUCAAGCCCUCGCUGGUCUACUGCGAGGGCUACAUCUAUGCAAUCGGCGGCGAUAACGUCGGAGGGGAGCUGAACAAGCGCACGGUGGAGCGCUACGACUGCGAGAAGGACGAGUGGAGCAUGAUGAGCCCCCUGCCCUUCGCCUGGAACUGGAGCACCUCCGUAGUGGCGCACGACUGCAUCUACGUAAUGACGCACGACCUGAUGUACUGCUACUUCCCGCGGGCCGACACCUGGGUGGAGAUGGCCAUGCGCAAGACCAGCCGCUGCUUCGCCUCCGCGGCUGCCUUCGGCGACCUCAUCUUCUACAUCGGCGGCCUCCACGUGGUCAGCAACUCCGGCAUCCGCCUGCCCACGAGCACCAUCGACGGCUCCUCCGUCACCGUGGAGAUCUAUGAUGUCAACAAGAACGAGUGGCGCCUGGCCGCCAACAUCCCCGCCAAGCGUUACUCGGACCCGUGCGUGCGGGCGGUGGUCCUGCUCAACUCGCUUUGCAUUUUCAUGCGCGAAACCCACAUGAACGAGCGCGCCAAGUACGCCAUCUAUCAGUACGACCUGGAGCUGGACCGCUGGUACCUGCGGCAGCCCGUGUCCGAGCGCGUGCUCUGGGAUCUGGGCAAGGACUUCCGCUGUGCGGUGGGGAAGCUGUAUCCCUCCUGCCUGGAGGAGUCCCCCUGGAAACCCCCCACCUACCUCUUCUCCCCCGACGGAGCCGAGGAGUUCGAGGUGGACGGGGAGCUGGUGACCCUCCCUCACGUAUAGCUCUUAACCUCCGCUCCCCUACCUCGCUGACUGAACCAGGAAUCUGUACCGCUGAGGGGUGAACACGGAGGGGGGAGACGG